AUGCGUUGCACACCUCACGCUCAGGUGGCUGCUGUCACGCUGAUAGCGGUAGCGCUGCUGCUAUUCGUGGGAGGAACUGCAGACGCUGCUACCGCGGAUGAGGCAUCUCGGGUGGUGGAGCUGACUCGGGACACAUUCGACGCGCAUGUCAGUGGGUCCGACAAGUACACGUUUGUGCUGUACUGCGUCAAGUGGUCUCGUCAGUGUAAGACGAUGAUUCGCCUGUGGGACCGCUUGUCGAUUAGCCAGUCAAAAAAGGAGCUGCGCGAGGUCUUCACCGCCGCGUACGUGGACGGCGACAAGUAUCCUGACUUGGUGGAGCGGGUGAAUGUGAAGGGCUUCCCGACGAUGUUGUUCUACACACCUUUGCACACAGAGGGGCUCGAGUACAACGGGCCUCGCGAGUUGUACCUGCUGGACAGCUUUGUAUUUCAGUUCUCGUAG
Molecule: messenger RNA, 444 nt
Organism: Leishmania braziliensis MHOM/BR/75/M2904
Lineage: Eukaryota; Euglenozoa; Kinetoplastea; Trypanosomatida; Trypanosomatidae
Exons: 1
Coding region: 1-444 (147 amino acids)
Biological process (GO): protein folding
Cellular component (GO): endoplasmic reticulum
Molecular function (GO): protein disulfide isomerase activity
Source: RefSeq, a predicted model, not a curated record